CACGUUCGGCAAAAUCGUCGUCGUUUUCACGGUUUUGUAUCCUCAGAUUUGUGGCUGUUGAUCAAUAAAAAGCUAAACAAUAGUUAUCGGCUGGCCCAUUCGGGUGCGCGUGUGAAUUAUGAGCGAAACCAUUAGCUGUACGCCGGAGAUUGCGACGUUCGAAGCGCCGCAACUCCAGUGCAACGAAGAUGGCUGGGGUCCUUGUGAACUGCCUGAUGCCUUCAAGGACAUUCCGUACCAACCGUUUAGCAAGAGCGACCGUCUCGGCAAGAUAAGCGAUUGGACGGGCACCGCGCAGACGGACAAGAAGUUUUCGAACAAGUACGUUUCGCAAUUCGGUGGAGGCAGCCAAUAUGCGUACUUCCACGAGGAGGAUGAAACGACAUUCCAUCUGGUGGACAGUGCGAGAAUUCAGAAACCGCCCCACCAGCGCGGUCGCUUCCGUGGCAAUAUGCGAAACAAUCGGUCGGGACGUGGACGUGGCGCUAGGGGUGGUGUGCAGGUCGGAGGCAUGACGACGCUGUCGAAAAGUGCGUCGAAGUUGCGUGAUCAGCGUCGUGGAACAACGCGCAAGUGGGGAAUGCGUGGUCCGCCGCCGAAGAUCCGUGACGCGUCGGUUACCGUUCGUCCGGACUGGGUGACAAUCGAGGAGAUGGAUUUCCCGCGGUUGACCAAACUGUCGCUACCGAGCGUGAAGGAGGGCGAGGACAUUAUGACUUGUGGUACGCUAGAGUACUAUGACAAGUCUUACGAUCGCGUGAAUGUGAAGACUGAGCGGCCGCUGCAGAGUGUGGACCGUAUUUUCCACACCGUCACGACAACCGACGAUCCGAUCAUCCGGCAGCUGUCGAAGUCGCACGGCAACGUGUACGCUACCGACGCGAUCCUCGCGACGAUCAUGUGCUGCACGCGCUCAAACUACUCGUGGGACAUUGUGAUCGAGAAGAUCGGCGAUAAGUUGUUCAUGGAUAAGCGCGACAACACCGAGUUUGAUCUGCUGACGGUGAAUGAGACGGCCAGCGAACCGCCGCAGGAGGACGGUAGCUCGCUGAAUUCGCCCCGGAACCUGGCGAUCGAGGCGACAUUCAUCAACCACAACUUUAGCCAGCAGGUGCUGAAGAGUGGUGAGAAGGAACCGAAGUAUAAGUUUGAGCACCCGAAUCCCUUCAUCGGAGAUGACGAGGACGGUGAGAUAGCGAGUGUUGCGUAUCGGUACCGAAAGUGGGACUUAAACAAUGGCAUCACGCUGGUGGCCCGAUGCGAGCACGACGGCGUGCUGAAAGUGCCGCACGGCGACACGCAAUUCCUUACGAUCAAGGCGCUCAACGAGUGGGAUUCGAAAAUUGCGAACGCCGUCGAGUGGCGCCAGAAGCUGGACACGCAGCGGGGUGCCAUUCUGGCGAACGAGCUGCGCAACAACUCGUGCAAGCUUGCCAAGUGGACGAUCCAGGCCUUGUUGGCCGGCUCCGAUCAGCUGAAGUUCGGAUACGUCUCCCGUGCGCACGUGCGCGACUCGUCGAAGCACGUCAUUCUUGGUACGCAGCAAUUCAAGCCGCACGAGUUCUCAAACCAGAUUAAUUUGAGUAUGGACAAUGCGUGGGGCAUCCUGCGAUGCAUCAUCGACAUUUGCAUGAAGCAGAAGGACGGCAAAUAUCUGAUCAUGAAGGAUCCGAACAAACCGAUGGUGCGGCUGUACGACAUCCCAGACAACACGUUUGAGUCGGACGGCGAGGAGGAAGAGGGUGACGAUGGUGAACCGUUCCAACCGAUGUACGGCUAUGUGCCCGCACCUGCAAACGCUCCCCCAUCUGAAGUAGCCAGCGCUCCAACUGCAACCACCAACAGCACCGCCUCCAUGGCCGUUAAGAAUGAGAAAAGCGACGCUUAGCAGAUAACUGAUACGCCGUCCUCUCUAUCAACGCAGUGCGUGGAUUAAUUUUUUCAUUCGAAUUGAGCUACAUUGGUGGAACAACCCAAGAGAAAUCACGUCAAGGGUCACAUCGUAUUCAAGCAUCUUAGACAUAGGAAGCAAUAGUGUCACGGUAGCGUUGCUAACGUAUCAAAUUUAAUAACAAUAAUAAUGGAAAUAAAAGAAAAACUCUCCCUGCCAGAACACCCAUGC
This is a messenger RNA of Anopheles cruzii, 2122 nucleotides long. RefSeq names its product eukaryotic translation initiation factor 3 subunit D (gene eIF3d1). Gene Ontology annotation, cellular component: eukaryotic translation initiation factor 3 complex; cytoplasm. Gene Ontology annotation, molecular function: translation initiation factor activity. The record is from RefSeq and is a predicted model, not a curated record. The transcript has 4 exons. Gene Ontology annotation, biological process: translational initiation. Lineage: Eukaryota; Metazoa; Arthropoda; Insecta; Diptera; Culicidae. The coding region runs from base 119 to 1888 and encodes 589 amino acids.